Fraxinus pennsylvanica is the source of this 2994-nucleotide messenger RNA. NCBI's taxonomy places the organism in Eukaryota, Viridiplantae, Streptophyta, Magnoliopsida, Lamiales, Oleaceae. The record is from the annotation of a GenBank genome assembly.
AUGAUAGAUAGAAAGUACGGUCGUCGGAAUCGAAGCAGCUGUUCGGAGAGUAACGGCUUCCAAGAUGUUGAUACGGACUAUCUUUCCCAAGAAUGCCCUCAAGAUGUUUACGAUUUUACGUACUCAUCUCAGGGUUCCACUCAUUGUCACUGGCCUGAUUCAUAUGGUUUUAAUUCAUCGCAGGAGUCGAGGCAAUUGACGAUUUCCGGUGCAAGAAAGGGUGGGGAAUGUGAGGAUUCUGAUGGGGAUUUGUGGAAGCCCAAGAAAGUGAAGGUGUUUGACGUUGAUUCGGGGCCGAAUGGAUCGAAUUCCUCGCAGGGCACGAGGGAAUUGGCGAUUUUGCCCAGGACGGGUGGUCAAGAAGAAGGGGUUUUCGAGUUUACUGAUGGGGAUUUUUGGAAAUCGAAGAAGGCCAAGAAUGUUGAUUUGGAUCCCUAUGGAUUGAGUUUAUCGCAGGAGUCUGGCGAAUUGGCAGUUCUGCCUUCCAGAAAGAGCAACGAUAAUUGGUUUUCUUGGGACUGCGGUGGGAUUUCUGAAAAAUAUAAGAAGGUGGAUAGUAAAGAAAAUGGGGUUUUGCAGAAAAAUAAGAAUAAGAAUAACAAGAAGAAGGCUGUGAAAUUGAAGGAGUUGGGAUCAGAUGUAGUGGAGCUGCCAGCGACCUUGAUGGAGACUCAAGAGUUUGGGGAGAUGAUGGAGCAUGUGGACGAGGUGAAUUUUGCACUAGAUGGGUUGAAGAAGGGGCAGCCUAUCAGGACUCGAAGGGCGAGUCUUCUGUCUUUUCUUUCAAUAUGUGGAACUGCUCAGCAGCGGCGCCUGUUGAGGGUUCACGGGAUGGCCAAAACUAUUAUUCACGUGGUUUCGGAACUGAGUUUUGAUGACCCCCCCAGCAACCUUGCUGCUGCUGCUCUAUUCUACGUCCUGACAAGUGAUGGUCAAGAUGAUCAUGUUCUCAAUUCUCACAGUUGCAUUCGCUUUUUGAUAAGAAUGUUGAAACCACACACAUCAGGUGCUGCCAAAGAAAAGACACUGACCAUCGGUAGCAAGCUUCUGGGCAUAUGCAAAGAUGCUGGUAUCUUACAAGAUUCAGCCAAGGGACCAGAUUCCAGCUCUGCUGCAAUAAUGCUCAAGGUUCAGGAGAUUCUUAUCAAUUGCAAGGAAAUGAAGCCAAGGGAUAAAAAACAUAAUGGAGAGGACAGACCUGAGUUGACUCCUAAGUGGAUUAGUUUGCUGACAAUGGAAAAAGCUUGUUUAUCCAGAGUCUCUAUUGAAGACACCUCAGGCACUGUCAGAAAAUCUGGGGGCAACUUCAAGGAAAAACUAAGAGAGUUUGGAGGACUUGAUGCCGUGUUUGAAGUAGCGAGAAAAUGUCAUUCUGUAAUGGAGGGAUGGUUAGAACGAAGUCCAUCUUUAGUGCUAGAUUUGAAAGAUGUCACGGGGAUAGAAAGCCUAGUACUGCUUUUGAAAUGUUUAAAAAUCAUGGAAAAUGCCACAUUCCUUAGCAAAGAUAAUCAGUGCCAUUUGCUUGGUAUGAAAGGAAACUUUGACAGUCAGCGAACUCCACGUACUUUCACGAAACUGAUUCUAAGUGUCAUUAAGAUUCUCUCAGGUGUUUCCUUACUGAGAAAUCUGUGGGGCAGUUCUCAAGAUGAGAAACUAUGUGGAAUUUGUAAUAGGAGCAUAAAUUCUUCUGAAAGGCCUUUAACAACAUAUGUGGGCAAAGUUGAGAAGUCUUUCAGUCCUUGCGCAGGGUGUGGUAGCAUGGAAUGGACCUCCUCUGAGAAAGGCUUUUGUGCAUCUCGAGACGAUCGAUGCAUUAGUUCUGAUCAGCCAGGAUGCUGUAAAUCCAGUCUGGAAACUACGAACAUAGCUUCUGAUCCUUGGUUGCUGAAGAUGAGAAUUGAGUCCUCCACAUCUGGGUCAUGCAGUGGAACAUCAGGGAAUUCAAUCAAUGGAUUAUCCUUGAGAAAUAAUGAUUCGGAAUUAAAAUUUGGUAUUGGCAAGAGAAAUAAAGUUUCUGAAGGUGCCAACUUCGAUUUUGUCGAGGACAGUCACGAUCCUUUCGUAUUUCAUGAUGACGAAUUUGAUGAACCCUCUAAGUGGGACUUAUUAUCUGGAAGGAGAAAGAAAUCUCGAACUGAAAAUAGUGGGGCAACAGUAAGAGACCAUCGAGACAAGUGUCCCUCUCAACUGAUGUCGAGCCAACUAGAAACAAGCAACUUGGAAAAUCCCUGUUCUCAGGAGGCCUCUUGUUCAUCUACUGCUGAUGAAAACAACUCCGAUCUUCUGGCAGAUUGUCUUCUUACGGCUGUCAAGGUUCUUAUGAACUUAACCAAUGACAACCCUGAGGGUUGUCGGCAAAUUGCUGCCAGUGGAGGUCUUGAAACACUGUCUUCACUGAUUGCUGGUCACUUUCCAUCGUUUAGCUUAUCAUUGCCUCCCUAUCCAAGGGAGAAUAGUUUCUCGUCUAAAUCAAGUGUGGAGACUAGCCAAGAGAACUACCCUCUUCUCACUGAUCAAGAGCUAGACUUUCUUGUUGCUAUUCUGGGCUUGCUUGUGAAUUUGGUGGAGAAGGAUUGCGGCAACAGAUCAAGGCUUGCUACAAGUAGUGUUUCAUUACCCAGCUUGGAAGGGAUGGAGGACCGUAAGGAUGUAAUUCCGAUAUUGUGCUCUAUCUUUUUGGCUAAUCAAGGGGCUGGCGAGGCCACUGGAGAAGGAAAAUGUUUGUCCUGGGAUGAUGAAGAUUCCAUAUUACAGGGAGAGAAAGAAGCUGAAAAAAUGAUUGUAGAAGCCUAUGCAGCUCUUCUUCUUGCAUUCCUUUCUACUGAAAGUAAGAGCAUACAUAAUGCUAUUGCUGAAUGUCUUCCGGAUCACAACCUGGCAAUACUCGUUCCAGUGUUGGAAAGAUUUGUGGAAUUUCAUAUGACGCUGAACAUGAUAUCCCCAGAGACGCACAAAACUGUGCUGGAAGUAAUCGAAUCAUGCAGAAUUCGAUGA